CCCUGUACACAAUCCACCCGACGUAACGACGUAACGUUACGCCAUGCUGCUUCGGUAUUCACCUAAAAUAACAAAUGACGCUAUCUUUGAACCCUCAAGCCGUCGAACUGACGUUGCGAACCUCUUCACGUGUCACCAGCAACAUUCAAAGAAGAGUCUCUUUGACGAGACUCAAACACGUGUUUUGUCAGUUCGGGCUAAAUCCCACGCGCUCCCUACAAACGGCCACAAGAUGGCGGCGUUGCAGCAGCGACGAGACGAUGACAGUGCGUAUGUCUGAGGAGGUGGGAUUUCCUCUCCUCAAAAUCCUCCUACUCCUCCUAGGGAUGUGUCGGCGCGCGGUGCACCUGUGUUAUCUACUGUAUGGGUCAUCAUCCGCUGAGAUGCUCCGCUUUGACCGGUGCCACCAAUAGCCUCUCGAUACGCGUUGAACGAGAUAUCCGAGGCCUCGACUCGCGGUAGAACAAUGUGCUGAUUUCCUUUCUCUCUUUCGGGGUGCAGCAGUGAGACAGCGUCUUUGCCGGGUGACACAUCAUUUAUCUGGACAAGGACACCAUGUCGGACAAAAGUGACUUAAAAGCAGAGCUGGAGCGCAAGAAGCAGCGCCUCGCCCAAAUAAGACAGGAAAAAAAGAUAAAGGAGGAGGAGAGGAAGAAGAAAGAGGUAAGGAAAAAAUCCGAGAGCCAGCAGAAGAGAGAGGCCACUCCGGAGGAUUCAGACUUGGACCGAAAGCGUCGGGAGACCGAGGCCCUGCUCCAGAGCAUCGGCAUCUCACCGGAGCCUCCGCUAGUCCAUUCUUUGCAGCCUGUAAUGUCAGAUUCAUGUUUUUUUCAUUAUUUAGUCCCGACCCCUGUGUCACCCUCCAAAUCAGGAAGCACACCUAGCGAGGCGGGGAGCCAGGAUUCCACUGAUGGAGCAGCAGCAGCAGCAGGCAGCUUUUACAAAUUGGAUUUUACAAAUAGGUCAGGUUUCUCUAAAAACAAGUCCCAAGCACAGAGCUCAAGGACGCUGCAGUGGGACGCAGACCCCUCUGUGCUGCAGCUGCAGGCUGAUUCUGAGCUCGGGCGCAGGAUGCAGCGGCUGGGAGCCUGUAAGAUCACACAGGUAGACUUCCUUCCCAAGGAGGUGGUGGCUUACUGCAAGGAGACGCAGACGCCGCUCACCGCCCACCUGUCUGAAGUGGAGGAAGAAGAGGAGGAUGAAGAGAUGAUGGAGGCGAAGCCAGGCCCCGAGUCUGAGCAGCAGGAUGAAGAGGACAACAGGGAAAACACAGAAGGCUCAUUUCCAGUCCUGCGUGAACUGACAGAGGAGGAGAGGCAGCAGAUCCUGCACUCCUCUGAGUUUCAGAGUUUCUUCGACUGCAGCAUCCGGGUGAUGGAGAGAGCUCUGGCCGAGGACGGAGACAUCUUCUUUGACUACAGCGGCCGGGACCCGGAGGACAAAGACGGGGACUCGGCCAGCGGCUCCAGCCUGUCCUUCAGUAGACUCUUCUACGAUGAACACUGGUCGAAACAUCGCGUGAUCACAUGCCUUGACUGGUCCACUCAGUAUCCCGAGUUGCUGGUUGCCUCCUAUAACAAUAAUGAAGAUGCUCCCCAUGAACCUGAUGGUGUUGCGCUUGUAUGGAACAUCAAAUUUAAAAAGGCCACACCAGAAUACAUCUUUCACUGUCAGUCUCCAGUGGUAUCGGUGGGCUUCGCCAGGUUUCAUCCCAACCUUGUCGUGGGCGGGACCUACUCGGGACAAAUCGUCCUGUGGGACAACCGCAGUCACCGCCGGACGCCCGUCCAGAGGACGCCUCUGUCUGCCGCUGCUCACACUCACCCGGUGUACUGCGUGAACGUGGUCGGCACACAGAACGCCAACAACCUGAUCACUGUGUCCACAGACGGACGGAUGUGCUCCUGGAGUCUGGACAUGCUUUCCCAGCCACAGGAGUCCAUGGAGCUGGUAUACAAUAAAUCCAAACCUGUAGCGGUGACAGGCAUGGCUUUUCCCACGGGAGACGUUAACAACUAUGUGGUCGGGAGUGAGGAGGGAACUGUGUACACUGCAUCCAGACACGGCAGCAAGGCGGGUAUCUGUGAGAUGUUCGAGGGCCACCAGGGGCCGGUGACCGGCAUCAGCUGCCACAGCGCAGUGGGCACCGUCGACUUCUCCCACCUCUUCAUCACGUCCUCCUUCGACUGGACCGUCAAACUCUGGAGCACCAAGCACAACAAGCCUCUGUACUCGUUUGAGGACAACGCCGACUAUGUGUAUGACGUCAUGUGGUCGCCCGUGCACCCUGCAACCUUCGCCGCCGUGGAUGGGAUGGGCCGCUUGGACCUGUGGAACCUCAACAACGACACUGAGGUCCCGACUGCCAGUGUGACGAUUGAGGGGGCGUCAGCCCUCAACAGGGUACGCUGGUCCACGGGGGGAAAGGAGGUGGCUGUGGGAGACUCGGAAGGGCGAGUCUGGAUCUACGAUACUGGAGAGCUGUCGGUGACCCACACCGAUGACUGGGGGCGCUUCGCUCGUACCCUGAUGGAGAUUCGUGCUAACCGAGGCGACGGCGAGGAGGAGGGGCCUAUGGAGCUGGCUUCGUAGAGCGGGACCCUGAAACCCGACGAGGAGGGGAUUCGAGGCCACGGCGGUGUACUAUGAAGCAGAAUUAGAAGGGUUUGCGACGUGUGUUGAGUUGUCAAUGUCAUGAACAUUGCUCGGGGUCGAGGCGACGCGUCGGCUGGAGUCCCAACGUUCAUAGGGUUUUUUUGUUUUCUUUUCGCGCUCUCUCUGAACUGCUGAAUAUGCCGUUGUGUUCUCUGGCCUUUUUGCCCACGCCGGCUGAAAAAGAAGCUCUCUAUAGGGGGAAGCGACUCUGAACAGAAGGUCCCUUCACGUCAUUUAUUGUGAUAUUAAACCUUUUUCUUUUCCCACUGCAUAUCAUAUAUACACUAAAGGAAAAGAUGCGUUUCCAUUGCUGCCGUCUGAUUGGCUGCUCGCUCCGGUUCGCCCUCGACCGCAGUAGGCGGCGUGCUAUCGACCCACGUCUUCUUGCAGCUCACAGAGGAGCCUGAUGAAGAAGACCGGUGGUGUCCAUUAUCGCUGAUUGUGGAGUUUUAGUCGCUUCGUAGCCUGGAGGCGCUACCGGCGUCACUGUAGCAUGUGUGUCUCAAACUGUUUUUGGUUGGGUUUUUUUCUCCCCCGUUUCGUUCAUUUUGGGGACUGCAUCCACUCUCCUGUAAACUGUGUGUGUUAAUGGUUACGCUGCUGACCUGUUACCGAUUUCUUUCUUCAGUGAAUUGAGGUGAUGCCGUGAGCCUACUGUAUAUAAGAAGUGGCUUAUAGCCUUAUGAAGAUGUCUGUACUGUGACGAUGCUUUGCACUAUCCUAAAAGUGAUGCAGGUUCCAUAGACUAGUCGUGUAUUGUUUACAAAAUGUCAUGUUGACUUUCUGUUGUGCUUCUUUUCUCUGUACUGCAUGCGACACAUUCCUGAAAUAUUCCAGAUUCAUCAACACAGAGUGAUAAUGGUGACGUUUGUGGCUGCUCUAUGUCAGUGUUUCAGGGCGGCAGAAACGGAACAAAGUGUGCUGUUGGCACUUUGUCUUUUGUUCUGAAGAAGAGUAACGUUUAUAUUUAAUAACAAUAAGUGAAUUACCAAGAGACGUAAUGUGACGCAGAAUGCUGGAUGUUAAACGUGUUAUGUUUACUAUUAAAGCCCAGCUGCUGAA
Molecule: messenger RNA, 3717 nt
Organism: Pungitius pungitius (ninespine stickleback)
Lineage: Eukaryota; Metazoa; Chordata; Actinopteri; Perciformes; Gasterosteidae
Gene: dync1i1a
Product: cytoplasmic dynein 1 intermediate chain 1
Exons: 19
Coding region: 556-2592 (678 amino acids)
Biological process (GO): transport along microtubule
Cellular component (GO): cytoplasmic dynein complex
Molecular function (GO): dynein heavy chain binding; dynein light chain binding
Source: RefSeq, a predicted model, not a curated record